AUGUUUCCAACAUGUCUGUGCAGUCGCUGCUUUGUGAAAGAAUUGCUGUUGCCAAAGAAUUGAUCAAGAGAGCAGAAGCCCUUUCCAAGUCCCAGAAAAGGAAAAUAGAAGGUGGGGCCAAACUAUGUGGCAAACUGAAGGCUGAGUUGAACUUCCUGCACAAGGUGGAGGCAGGGAAGGUGGCCAUUAAAGAAUCCCAUCUGCAGAGCACAAACCUGACCCAUCUCCAGGCCAUUAUUCAGUCAGCAGAGAACCUGGAGGAUGUUGUCAGUGUCCUCCACGUCUUUGCUUACGAGGACAGGUUUGGAGACAAACAGACGCUGGUGGUGGACGUUGUUGCAAACGGAGGUCACACGUGGGUGAAGGCCAUCAGUCGGAAGGCCGAGGCCCUGCAUAACAUCUGGCUGGGGAGAGGGCAGUAUGGUGAUAAAAGCAUCGUUGAGCAGGCAGAGGACUUCCUGCAAGCAAGCCGUCAGCAGCCAGUGGAGUACAGCAAUCCCCACAUCAUCUUUGCGUUCUACAACAGCGUGUCCAGUCCUAUGGCAGAGAGGCUGGAGGAGAUGGGAAUAUCCGUGCGGGGAGACGUCGUGGCUGUGAACUCGCUGGUGGAACCGUCUGCAGCCAACCAGCACCUCAGCGACAGCGAGUCGGAUGAAGAAGGCCCCGAACUCCUGCAGGUGACCAGAGUAGACCGGGAGAAUUUGGUGGCCAGUAUUGCUUUCCAUACCCAGAUCAAAGUACAUGUGUGCAAUAGAGUUAACCUGGACAUCACCACCUUAAUAACUUACGUCUCUGCGCUGAGCUACGGCGGCUGCUACUUCAUCUUCAAGGAAAAAGUGCUAACGGAGCAAGCGGCUCAAGAAAGGAGGGAGAGAGUCUUGCCUCAGCUGGAGGAGUUCAUGGAGGGAAAAGAGCUCUUUGCCUGUCAGUCUGCUGUCAGAGAUUUCCAGUCCAUCCUGGAAACGCUGGGGGGACCUGGGGAGAAGGAGCGAGCUGCCUUGCUUGUUAAAAGGAUUAAUGUGGUGCCAGACCAGCCGUCUGACCGUGCCUUGGGGCUUGUGGCCAGUUCAAAAAUCAACAGCCGAUCUCUCACCAUUUUUGGGACAGGAGACACUUUAAAGGCCAUCACCAUGACUGCAAAUAGUGGUUUUGUGAGGGCAGCAGCUAACCAAGGGGUCAAGUUCAGUGUUUUUGUCCAUCAGCCGCGAGCACUGACAGAAAGCAAAGAAUCUGUUGCCACACCUUUACCAAAGAGCUGCUCACCUGACACUGGGCUGUAA
Molecule: messenger RNA, 1280 nt
Organism: Merops nubicus (carmine bee-eater)
Lineage: Eukaryota; Metazoa; Chordata; Aves; Coraciiformes; Meropidae
Product: chromosome unknown open reading frame, human C7orf25
Exons: 1
Coding region: 12-1280 (422 amino acids)
Source: RefSeq, a predicted model, not a curated record